GCCCGCUCCCGCACGCACACACCCGCCGCGCGGCCAGGCCACCGGCCAGCCUCUCUGCCUCUCUCCCCCCUCUCCUCUCUUUCCCUUUCCUUUAAGAAUACCUUAAAUAUCCGUUAAAACUUUCCGUUAACACUCGGUUUACCGUUUAUCGCCCCCGGCCGCCCCCGACCAGGAGCGGCAGAAGCGACCACCGGACAGGGGACAAACUCCCGGAUUAGCGAGUUUGUGCCGGACGUGCCGUGAUUCUCCGCCCCGCAGCGGGCCGCAACUUUCCUUCAUUUUGUUUCUCCUCUUCAUUCCUUCCACCGGCGGUCACGGCAACCGGACGGUGACGUCAGCCCCAAGAAAAGUCGAGAGGGAGCUGCCGUUACACCGGAGGAACGAAAUUAGCCCGAACCGGGAUCCGGACUCUCCUUGACUCUGUUUACGUGUUUGUUUGGUUUCAUGGGGACUUUAUAACCGGAUCAGCGCGUGGAGGUGAAUCAUCCCGGAGGGUUUGGCGGAGCUGAGCGAUGGCGGGAGCGUCAGUCAAGGUGGCGGUGCGAGUGCGCCCGUUCAACUCAAGAGAGACGGGACGCAACGCCAAGUGUGUGAUCCAGAUGCAGGGAAACACCACCUGUAUCUCAAACCCCAAACAGCCCAAAGAUGGAGCCAAGAACUUCACAUUCGACUAUUCCUACUGGUCACACACAACGGCGGAGGACCCCAGCUUCGCAUGUCAGAAGCAGGUGUAUAAGGACAUCGGAGAGGAGAUGCUGCUGCACUCUUUUGAAGGAUACAAUGUCUGUAUUUUUGCGUACGGACAGACGGGUGCUGGAAAGAGCUACACCAUGAUGGGCAAACAAGAGCCGGGACAGGAAGGCAUCAUACCGCAGCUGUGUGAAGACUUGUUCCAGAGAACAGGAGAAAACACAGAUCCUGACCUGACCUACUCAGUGGAGGUGUCCUACAUGGAGAUCUACUGUGAGCGGGUCCGGGAUCUGUUGAACCCAAAGUCUCAGGGGACUCUGCGUGUCCGGGAGCACCCCAUCCUCGGUCCCUAUGUGGAAGAUCUGUCCAAACUGGCGGUGACCGGAUUCUCCGACAUCCGGGACCUAAUGGACGCCGGCAACAAAGCCCGGACGGUUGCAGCCACAAACAUGAAUGAGACGUCGUCCAGGUCACACGCCGUCUUCACCAUCGUCUUCACCCAAAAACGACGAGACCAGAUGACCAGCCUGGACACUGAGAAGGUUAGCAAGAUCAGUCUGGUGGACCUGGCUGGAAGCGAGCGAGCGGACUCCUCUGGGGCAAAAGGCACUCGGCUUAAGGAAGGAGCGAACAUUAAUAAAUCCCUGACCACGUUGGGAAAAGUGAUAUCGGCUUUGGCUGAAAUGCAGAGCAAUAAGAAGAGGAAAAGUGAUUUCAUUCCCUACAGAGACUCUGUUCUCACCUGGCUACUGAAGGAGAACCUGGGAGGAAACUCUCGGACGGCCAUGAUUGCUGCUCUAAGUCCUGCUGACAUCAACUAUGAAGAAACACUGAGCACUCUGAGAUAUGCUGACCGAGCCAAACAGAUCCGCUGUAACGCUGUGAUCAAUGAAGAUCCCAACGCCAAACUGAUCAGAGAGCUGAAGGACGAAGUGGAACGAUUGAGAAACCUGCUGUUCUCCCAGGGCCUGCAGGAGCUGCUGGACAACGCUGUCAACAACAACAACAAUGGCGUCCCAGCCGCUGCGGGUGUGUCUGCCUCCCCGCUGCAGCUGGCGCUCACGGCCAAUGGGAUCGCACCUGAGAACGGCUCCGCCCCUCCAGGACCCGAGCCCGAGUCUGCAGCAGACGCUCCUGCAGACUCGGACCAGCUGAUGGAGAAUGGCGAGGAUGGCGAGGAGGCGACAGAGCCGAUCAGUAAAGAGGAGGCGGCUGAGAGGCUGAUGGAGACGGAGAAGAUCAUCGCAGAGCUGAACGAGACGUGGGAGGAGAAACUGAGGAAAACAGAAUCCAUUCGACUAGAGAGAGAGUCCCUGCUGGCAGAGAUGGGCGUGUCCAUUAAAGAAGAUGGAGGAACGCUGGGUGUCUUCUCUCCAAAAGGAACGCCUCACCUGGUCAACCUGAACGAGGACCCGCUGAUGUCCGAGUGUCUGCUCUACUACAUCAAGGAGGGAUUCACCAGAGUCGGGCAGCAGGACGUCGACAUCAAACUGUCUGGUCACUUCAUCAAAGAGAUCCACUGUGUGUUUGUUAGUGAGACCAACGAGCAGGGGGAGGUGGUCGUCACGUUGGAGCCGUUGGUCGGAGCCGAGACGUACGUUAACGGGAAGCAGAUCUCCGACGCCGUCGUCCUCAAACAAGGUCACCGCAUCGUGAUGGGGAAGAACCACGUGUUCCGCUUUAACCACCCGGAGCAGGCGAGGCUGGAGCGAGAGCGCAGCGUCACGGCCGAGCAGCAGGAGGAGCCCGAGGACUGGAACUACGCUCAGAGGGAGCUGCUGGAGAAACAAGGCAUCGACAUCAAGCUGGAGAUGGAGAAGAGACUGCAGGACAUGGAGAUUCAGUAUCGUAGAGAGAAGGAGGAGGCCGAUCUGCUGCUGGAGCAACACAGACUGUAUGCAGACAGUGACAGUGGGGACGACUCCGACAAACGUUCAUGUGAGGAGAGCUGGAGGCUGAUCUCCUCACUGAGAGAAAAACUACCUGCUAACAAGGUUCAGUCCAUAGUGAAGCGUUGUGGUCUUCCCAGCAGCGGGAAGAGGAGGGAGCCUCUCCGGGUUUAUCAGAUCCCUCAGAGGAGACGGAUCAGCAAAGACCCCAAACGAGUGACCAUGGAGGACCUCCGCAUGCAGGCGGUGAAGGAGAUCUGCUACGAGGUCGCUCUCGGAGACUUCCGUCACUCCCGUCAGGAAAUCGAAGCGCUGUCCAUCGUUAAGAUGAAGGAACUGUGCCGCAUGUACUCCAAGAAAGACUCCAACGAGAAGGACAGCUGGAGGGCCGUGGCCCAGGACGUCUGCGACACGGUGGGCAUCGGAGAGGAGAGGAGCCCCCCCGCCGAGGAGGGAGGAGGAGGGGGAGAAGGUGGAGGGGGAGGGGGGGGGGAGAAAGUGGAGGGAGCACCGAAAAAAAACGUGUACGACCUGAAGGCUCACAUUGAUAAACUGACGGACAUCUUGGAGGAGGUGAAGCUGCAGAACAACAUGAAGGACGAGGAGAUCAAAGCCCUGAGGGACAGAAUGAUCAAGAUGGAGAGCAUCAUACCUGUGCAGGACGAUGAUCUAAACGGGGAGGAGGAGGAGGAGGAAGAGGAGGAGGAGGGAUCACCUCAAAGGGAAGGGGGCGGAUCCAGGGAUGGCCUCCCGCAGCCCGAAGUCAGAGUGAAGCGUCUGAUGGACGAGGACCCGGCGUUCAGGAGAGGGCGCCUCCGCUGGCUGAAACAGGAACAGCAGCGGCUCCUGAACCUGCAGCAGCAAAACAUCACCAAGAAACUGCGAGGACUGAGCCAGACUCCAGGUCCGACUGCCCCCGUCGUCCCUGUUCAUCUCCCUGGGACCGGACGCUUCAUCCCCCCCCAGGAGUGCAAGCUCAAGUUCCCAUUUAAGAGUAACCCUGCCCACCGGUUGUCAUGGGGACCAGCCAGCGCCGCCCUGCAGGCCCUUGGUCUAGGGGAGGGAGGAGUAGGAGAAGGGGGGGAGCAGAGGGAGGAGGGAGGAGGAUUCGAGGGGAAAGCUUCUCCCUCACCUCCUCCUCCUCAGGGUCACUCACCUGCUCUCUUACCCCUCCCCUUCCAAGUUCCGCCCCCUCGCAUGCGCACCCCGAGCCCUCAUCGAGCCUGGCAGCAGCGUAACCAAGGCAACCAGGGCAACCAGGGCAGCCAGGGCAACUUCUACCACCACCAGGGCAACAACCAAAACCACCAGCGACGCUAUCGCCGCAACUCUCUUGACAGCUCCCCCCAUGCUAACAGUAACUAUAACAACGAGCAGCAUCAUGGAGGAGGAGGUCACCAAGGGCGACCGAGACAGAGGAGGGGGGUGUCGCCCGGGCCUGGAGGGGAACGAGCAGGGGGGAGAGGGGGGGGAGGAGGAGGCGGAGGAGGAGGCGGAGGAGGGAGGGACAGAGACAGAGACAGAGACGGAGGCUAUCAUUAUAACCCUCAUCAGCACCAUCAGUACCACCACCAUCCUUACUACAAUCCCCACAAUGCACCAUUCCAGCCAGGACCCCACCCCAAUUACCACAGCCUGCCGCGCUCUGGGAUCCCGCCCCCUCCUCCUGACAUGCUAAUAGGGGUGGGGCCACCACAGGGGGGGUGGGGCUUCACUACUCCGCCCAGGAUGAGACGACAGUUCAGCGCUCCGGACCUCAAAAAUAACAACAAGGAGACGCCCAUCUGACCUCUGACCCCUACACCAUCGAGCUCUCUGAUUGGCUACAGGACAGAAGACAGUCCUGAUGCUGUACAGAACAGGCUGUGUGUGUGUGUGUGUGUGUGUGUGUGUGUGUGUGUGUGUGUGUGUGUGUGUGUGUGUGUGUGUGUGUGUGUGUGUGUGUGUGUGUGUGUGUGUGUGUGUGUGUGUGUGUGUGUGUGUGUGUGUGUGUGUGUGUGUGUGUGUGUGUGUGCGUGCGUGUAUGUGUCAGCACUUUUACAUUACUGAGUCAGCACGUCACACACAUCCUGCAUCUCCAAUCCUACUGUUUAUGAGUGUGUGUGUGUGUUUUAAGCUUGCUCCUAGCCUUUACAUUAGCAUGGGUUAGCUGUUGCCAUAGCAACACUGUUUUGACAAGUGGAUUUUUUUAUUUUUCCGUUUGUCUCGCUGUCAAACAGGAUGGAAGUUUAUUAGAAGAUUAUUUUUUUGUUUUUUUAUUGAUCGCUGAUAUCUUGCUUCUGAUUGGUCGUUUAUAACGAGGUGCCUUGAAGCUUAGGUGUUAGCUCCCGGGGCUAGCUACUGUUAGCAGGAGUCUCCUGUUGAAGCUGUUUUUACUCAAAGAUGAAGAACGUCGGUUUGUUUUUCUCUCUAAGAGUGUUUGUUCUUAAACGAGUGUUAGCCGCCGUUAGCCCAGGAGGCUAACUAGCCUGGUUCAGCCAGAGCGGUCCGUGUUAGUUAGCUUGCGCUGCUCUGGGCGCCAUGGGUGGGAAAUUAGCAUCAAGCUAAUAUUUUAUGUGGACAAUGCUACAGAAGGUCAAGUUUUGCACAGGUGAAAGUGUUAGCCUAGCCUAGCCUAGCCUACCAGCGCAACAUUCAUGUUUUAUGGGAUUUACAGUUUGUGCGACUUCAGAAGAAGCUCAGAACGAGUUAUUUUAAUUAUUUUGAAAAUCUUAACGUCAUUAAAGGACAAACAUUUACCUUUAAAACACAUAAAAAAGAAAUAGAAAAUAAAAUGGUUUUGUUCCCUGAGUUAGAAACACUUACUGAAGGUUGGAGCUCGUAUUUCCUGUUUCUCCUGUGCGACUUGAAUGCUGCGUUGCUGAGCGCUAUAAACCAAAGAAAGCUGCUCUGUGGCGCCUCCUACAGGAGAGCGAGGAGCUGACGGACACGCUGCUGUACAGAAGGAAGGACGGACGGAGGAUAAAAUCUGUCGACUUGCAUGUUGAAUCUAUUUUUAAAGAGCUGUGUGUAUAUUUGAAGUGUUUUUGACGUUUUUAUCUAUUUUAAAAACAGGCUGCGACACCUUCACUGUCUCUGGCAAUCGUGGGAAAUGUGGGAAGUGAUGCCUCAUGGGAGAUGUAGGAAACUUAUCUGAUAAGAUGGUGGCGGUGUGAGAUGUAGGAAACUGGAUGGAUUAUGGGUCUACGUAGGGCCGUGUUAGCAAGGAAUUAUGGGAAAUGUGAGAAGAGACAGAGUGGAGGUAAAAUAAGAUGGAAGUAAAACGAGACACUACGAUAUGUUGCGUGAGAAUUUAAAGGAUCUGAAAUACUGAAAACUUUUGUCCACAUCAGACGAGACGGGAGGGAAUUAAGUGCUGCCUUCACUGACGUCAGGAUGCUGGGAAUUUGUGGCUUUAUCUUAUUUGUUGUUACUUCAUAGACAGAUGUUUGGUUUCUUUCUGGCUCUGGACUGCAAACAAACACUGACGUUUCCAUGGUUACCUGAAAACCGGCGUCCUACCAUCAAUGUGUUGCUCAAUAAAUGACUGAACGUUUGAUUAAUUUCGCUUCUCGUUGCUGGUUAAUAUUCAAAUCAAGAUGUGCGCACAUUUAAUGAUGUAGGGAGAUUAUUUUAUCAUGUUGUGUUCACUGACCCUCUCUGCCACAAAUACCCAGCUUUCCACGCCACCCUGAACACAGCCUCGGUGCAUUUCUCCGCCCUGAGUGAGGACGCGUUCACUGUCAGGAGGAGCUGAGAGAUUAAGCCCCGCCCACACGAUGUUGGGCAUUGUGGGAGAUGACGAGUAGAGCGUCGUUGUGCUCUCUGACUGUAGAACCAACCAAUGGGAGCGCUCCCUCUGGCCGCACAAGUCGGAAAAGGAGUCGCCAUGGUGACGAUAAUGUUGACGAUGAUGACAAAAAACACAAGAAAUGAUUGUGAUUGGCCGGAGACGCAUGACAUCAGCAGGAUCAUGUUUCUGCCUCAUUUGCUCUGCUGUCUCUGAUCUGACCAAUCACAGGACAAUCUUGAAAACCUGCUGCCACCGCCGGGCAUGAUGGGAAACGAUGUUUCCUUUUAGUUUUUUGUUUUUUUUAAUUUUCUGAUGUUUUGAUUUUUUUAUUUCAAACUUCGGGUUCUUUUCUUUGUGUACUCAUUUGCUUCCUGCUUUCCCGAGUAUUUUAACCCCGCCUACAUGUUUGCUUUGUGAUGUCAUCACACCAUCAUCACUUUCAUUAAUAUCAUAAUUAUUAUAAAGUUAUACGUUAAUGUUGGGGUCUUUUGGAUGCUGCUAAAGGGAGCUUCUCGCCCUCAUGCAACUGCCUGAUUGUUAAUGUGUGUGUGUGUGUGUGUGUGUGUGUGUGUGUGUUAAAUGUCUGUGUGUGUGUUAAAUGUGUGUGUGUGUGUGUUCAGGGUUAAUUUAGAAUCAUUAUCUUAAGUUUGUUUAACUUUAUAAAACUGAUUUGACUUUUUUUUUUCAUCUAAUUGUUAAGUUUUGGUCCUUUUUUUUGGGAGUUUUGAGGAGGGGGAGGGGCCUGGGAGAGGGAUUUGGGGAUGCUGUUGCCAUGACAACCCGACUCUGCGGAAUUCCUGAACAUUUAAUGUCCACCCUCCCUUCCCUCGGCGACUGUCCCCGCCCAUUCCUUACGCCUCUGCUCCAAUCACGACCUCAGAAUCUGUGACGUCGGCACAUGACGUCACUUCAGGACUCAGACAUGACGCGGACAUGAUGACAUCAUGGUCUAGCCCUCCUCCUAUUGGCUCAGAGCCCCUCACUUGUGUGGCUGUGUCUGUGUUGUUGUUGUUGUUGUUGUUGUUGUUGUAUCAGGAACCAAUCUCAGGCUCUACCUGCAGACAACACGAGGCAAUAAAGUGUCAACAAGACUGAAAACCUGAA
This is a messenger RNA of Labrus mixtus (cuckoo wrasse), 7455 nucleotides long. RefSeq names its product kinesin family member 1C (gene kif1ca). The record is from RefSeq and is a predicted model, not a curated record. The coding region runs from base 513 to 4367 and encodes 1284 amino acids. Gene Ontology annotation, molecular function: microtubule binding; microtubule motor activity; ATP binding. The transcript is spliced from 29 exons. Gene Ontology annotation, biological process: microtubule-based movement. Lineage: Eukaryota; Metazoa; Chordata; Actinopteri; Labriformes; Labridae.